Gossypium arboreum is the source of this 938-nucleotide messenger RNA. RefSeq names its product HVA22-like protein c. The transcript is spliced from 5 exons. The record is from RefSeq and is a predicted model, not a curated record. Lineage: Eukaryota; Viridiplantae; Streptophyta; Magnoliopsida; Malvales; Malvaceae. The coding region runs from base 258 to 779 and encodes 173 amino acids.
AUUCGGUGCCUCUUUUCUCGUGCAGCAUAAGAUUCUCGAGGGAAAAAUCUGUUGUAUUUCUUUCAAAAUCAGAGGGGGAAAAAAGGGCCCUUUACCCCACGGUUCCACUGUUAAUCUUUCUCCACUUUCAAACCUUUCACAUUAUCCCCUCCAAAACGCUUUUUACAAAGGAAACCCCAAAAAUAUACCUAUCACCAAAAAGUGAAAUCCAAUUCUCCUCCAAAGCAACGCGAAAACAGGGACUUAGUGAGUGAGUGAUGGGUUCCCAGAACUUUCUUCAAGUUGUUGCCAAGAACUUUGAUGUUCUUGCUCUGCCUUUAGUCACUCUUGUUUACCCUCUAUACGCUUCAAUCAAGGCUAUAGAAACGAGGUCUAACAACGAUGAUCAACAAUGGCUGACGUAUUGGGUCCUUUACUCUUUGAUUACACUUUUCGAACUUACUUUUGCCAAAGUCCUCGAAUGGUUCCCGAUUUGGCCAUAUGCAAAGCUGAUAUUUACAUGCUGGUUGGUGCUUCCUCAGUUCAAUGGGGCAAAAUACGUAUAUCGUCACUUCAUAAGACCAUUUUACAUGAACCCGCAACGUGCCACCACCAUUUGGUAUGUCCCCCGCAAGAAGAGUAUUUUUAGCCAGCAAGAUGACAUUCUAACUGCUGCCGAGAAGUACAUUGAAGAGCAUGGCACUCACGAAUUUGAAAGGCUUAUAACCAAGGCUGAGAAAGAAGAAAGAAUCCGACGCGGCAACAACUACAUGAUCUUUGAUGAUGAUUAUAUAUAUUGACUUGUUUUGUAAACUAGCAACUUUCUUUGUUGUAAGAAAUGCUAUUUAAUGAUGUAUCAUCUUGGCUUUAAUUAUCAUAUGUGCUUCUUCUUAUGUUAUUUUUCCUUUUGUUCAAACAUUUCAGAGCACUAUUUAAAAGUUAAUAUUUUAUAACAAUAA